AUGACCGACAGUGUCAUUAAACCGUUUCUGUGCGAGAAGCAGAAGAGGAGUAAGCUACUGCUUUUGGGAGGAGUCCAGCUACAGUCAGUAGUAUACUCUCUACCUGGUGCGCUGGUGGAGCCCAGCGACGGAAAUAAAGAAGACAUCUAUAAAAUCCUCAUCGACCAUUUAAAUAAACACUUCUCACCGAAGCAGAACUCAACGUUUGAAAGACAUCUAUUCAGAGGCCUGACACCGUUGGACACAGAAAGCUUUGGUGAUUUCAUGCUGCGACUCCGCCAACAAAUGCAACGAUGUGCAUUCGGAUCCUCAAAAGCGGAGAUUGAGAAUAUAUGUCUAAAGGAUAAAAUCAUAGAUGUGUGGGCACCUCUAGACCUCAAGAAAAGACUUCUGGGAAAGGAGUAUUCACUAGAGGAAGUGAUCGAAGCAUGUCAGGUUGAGGAGCAGAUCAACAAGGAAUCAAAAGAAAUGACAUCAAGACCAAUUGCGGAACCCAUCUGUAAAAUUACACAUCGUGGUUUUAAUCAGAGUGGGGAGUGCCCCAGAUGUGGAAAAUUCGGACACACAAACAACGACCCAUCAUGUCCGGCAAGAAAUGUGACUUGCAAUAAAUGCUCGAAGUCUGGACACUUUGCCAGGAAGUGCCGAACUAACUUGAACGGCCGAUUCCUUAAGUCGCAAAGGAAUAACCUGAAAUGGCCUUGCACGUAUAUUCGCUCUGUCGAAGAGGAGGCCACCAGCUCCAAACUCAAAAAGGGCGAGGAACAUUGCUUUAAAGUGUCAAGCGAAGAUGAAGAGGAGUUCAUACGAUGCCGAGUGGGAGGCCGUGAAAUUUCUUUGAUUAUUGACUCGGUGUGCAAGUUUAACCUUAUCAGCCACGCGGACUGGUCUCUGCUAGUGAAGAAAAAAGCCACAGUCUUUAACGUAAGAACUCAUACAGAAAAGCAGUUCCGAGCCUAUGCCUCUAAUAAAUUACUACGAGUAAUGUAUAUUUUCGAGGCCCCAAUUUCCGUUGAGCCGGGUACCGAAGAGAUUGCCUCAUUUUACGUGAUUGAAAAUGGAGAACAAUCUCUGCUGGGCCGAGACACGGCUAUAGAAUUAAAAGUCCUCCGACUGGGAAGAAACAUUAACCGUAUUGAGGAAAUGGAGCCUUUUCCAAAAUGGAAAAACAUUGAAGUAAGCCUUUCCAUAGAUUAUGAUGUGAAACCCGUUCAACAACCAGUGAGACGAAUCCCGGCAGCGCUCGAGGACAAAGUUAUGGAAAGACUGGAUGAAGCCCUGAGUCGAGAUAUAAUUGAACCAGUCACGGGCCCGAGUGCUUGGAUAUCUCCCAUCGUGCUUGCGUUUAAGGAGAACGGGGACAUCCGCUUAUGUGUCGACAUGCGACUGGCAAACAAAGCAAUCCUAGGGGAAAACUACCCAUUACCAACUUUCGACUGCUUUAUGACCAGACUCAAAGAGGCUAAAUUCUUCGCACGCCUAGACCUCAAGGACGCCUAUCACCAACUGGCCCUUGAUGAAUCGAGCCGGGAAAUAACAACGUUCAUAACUCCAAGGGGACUUUUCCGCUAUAAGCGUUUGAUGUUUGGAGUAAAUUCUGCUCCCGAAAUUUUUCAACGCCUUCUCGAGCAGAUGCUAUCUGCGGUACCUAACGCCAUGAACUUCAUCGAUGAUGUCAUCAUCUUUGGCGCAACUGACCUCGAAAUCGACAGCGCCGUAAAAGAAGUAUGCCAGAUCUUCCAGGAAAAUAAUGUCCUACUGAAUAAAGAAAAGUGCAUCUGGAAGACAAGCAAACUAAAAUUCCUCGGACAUAUUUUAUCCGACAAGGGAAUAGAAGUCUACCCUGAGAAAAUUGACGUCAUCCGAUCUUUCAGAGACCCAAAGAACAAAGAAGAAACGCGGAGCUUCCUCGGUUUGGUGACCUACGUCGGGAAGUUCACUCCGGACCUUGCAAGUCAUACAGAUCCUCUAAGAAAACUGCUGAAAACUGAAAGCAAAUUCACCUGGGGCGAAGCCGAGAAAAAUGCUUUCAGCAACCUAAAGAAUCUCCUAUACAAGGUACCCAAAUUAUCAUAUUUCAAUCCAAGGCAUCGAACACGGGUGAUUGCGGACGCCAGCCCGGUUGCCCUUGGGGCUGUGUUAUUGCAAUCAAAAGUCGACAACGAACCUUUAAUAAUUACCUUUGCUAGCAAGGUCCUGUCGGAGGUGGAGAAACGCUACUCCCAAACUGAAAAAGAGAGCCUAGCGCUGGUUUGGGCAGUGGAGAAAUUUUACUACUAUCUGGCAGGCCUGCACUUCGAACUCGUAACUGAUCACAAGCCCUUGGAAGCCAUUUUCAAACCAACAUCCAAGCCCCCAGCUCGCAUUGAAAGGUGGCUGCUGCGGCUUCAGGCAUAUACGUUCACCGUUAUCUAUAAAUCCGGAAGAGACAACAUAUCAGAUGCGUUGUCUCGACUCUGUCAACUACCGGCGGUAGAACCAAUCGACCACAAGACGGAAUACAGCAUCCUUCGCGUCGCACAGAGCUCUAUCCCAAGAUCUAUGACAAUUCAUGAAAUAGCAGAGUCUUCCAAGAGGGAUGAAGAGAUUAUGGAUGCAAUCAGUUGCCUGGAGAACGACUCCUGGAAGCCCGAUAGUUCAGUGGGCUUCUACCCGUUUCGGUAUGAGCUUUCAGCGGUUGGCUCGCUCCUUUUGAGGGGAAACCGCCUAGUCGUGCCAACAUCUCUGAGAGUAAAAAUACUGGAGUUAGCCCACGAAGGACAUCCCGGCGAGACAGCAAUGAAACGCCGCCUGCGAUCCAAAAAAGUUCCAGCUAGCCAAACGUAUCCAGCAUCCUGCCCAACGCCGCAACCAGAUGACAGCUUACCGGAAUCAACACCUACUUCGGAGAACGCAGUACUCCAGCCCACAGAAGGAAGCCCCGGGAUCCAGCCACCCCUGCCGCCAUUAAAGCUAAAACUCGAUAAUAAAGGAGGGAUGUGGCGACCGGCGUUGCCAACAACCAAGCAUCGGGAGAGCAGCGACGGGAGAGACACUACCGAUCGCCUAGUGUCUGAGUGA
Molecule: messenger RNA, 3060 nt
Organism: Drosophila yakuba
Lineage: Eukaryota; Metazoa; Arthropoda; Insecta; Diptera; Drosophilidae
Exons: 3
Coding region: 1-3060 (1019 amino acids)
Molecular function (GO): zinc ion binding; nucleic acid binding
Source: RefSeq, a predicted model, not a curated record